Sitophilus oryzae (rice weevil) is the source of this 1735-nucleotide messenger RNA. RefSeq lists its product as uncharacterized. Gene Ontology annotation, biological process: apoptotic DNA fragmentation. Gene Ontology annotation, molecular function: nucleic acid binding; RNA endonuclease activity; metal ion binding. NCBI's taxonomy places the organism in Eukaryota, Metazoa, Arthropoda, Insecta, Coleoptera, Curculionidae. The record is from RefSeq and is a predicted model, not a curated record. Bases 134 to 1387 code for a protein of 417 amino acids. Gene Ontology annotation, cellular component: nucleus; mitochondrial inner membrane. The transcript is spliced from 5 exons.
AUGAUUACUAAAAUGUAAAUUGUAUAUUUAAAUAAUGUAAAACGUUUAUCAAAAGAUAGGAGUAUGAUUAAUAUUACUAAAUUUGUGGUAGCUCAUCGCGCUGACUAACUAAAUAAAACAUUUUUAACAGUUAAUGUGCUCGACAAUGUCGAUCACAACGCCUGUUGUUUUUGUGAUUUUUAUUAUUGUUAAAGUAGUCAACGGAGAAGGUUGCCUAUUUAACUACACUAAUAUACCGGGUGAAACAACUUUGCCGGUUCCCUUAUACAAUUUUACAUCGAGGUACGAAUUGAUUGUGCCUGACCAUGGAAUUCUGAAGUUGAGAACGAAUGAAGAAAUUACAUUGAUAUGUCCAGGCGUGAGGAAUUAUUUUACAAAUUUUUAUUCAAGAAAUUCAAAUAUAACGUCCGUAACUUGUGUUGAUGGCAAUACUGUUAAAAUUCACAGAAAUGAAGAGCACUUUCAAGAUAUUCGAUGUAAAAAAUCUGUCAAAGGAGAUGUUUUGAAAACGUCUCACAAAUGUAGCAAUGGAUAUGGAAAAAUUUAUAAAAUCGGAUACCAGAUAAAAAGAACAAAUUUUAUAUCAUUAAUAACGUUAUGUCAUGUUUCUCCAAUUGGUACAACCCUAUAUACGGAACAUGUAGUGGAUGGAAAAAACCUAAAAUAUUCUUCUUUCUCUUUACGACCUGACUUCAGUACAGAUGGUCUAAAUGUUAGCAUUCCAGCAUCUCUGUCUUACAAAAAAGUGGCACAAAAAUCGAUGUUUAGCAAACUAUUGAAUUCGUCUAUUCUCGCAGGACAUUACAUCAACGAAAAUUCGUUUCUUGCCCGUGGACAUUUAACACCCCAAGCGGAUUUUCUACUUGCAAGUUCACAGUACUCUACCUAUUUUUAUAUCAACGUGGCCCCGCAAUGGCAAACUAUCAAUAACGGAAAUUGGAAAAGCGUAGAAUCUGUUGUACGAACAUUGUCACGGACUUACGGUGAUUUAACAGUAUAUACAGGAACACACGAUAUCCUAACAUACGAGAACAAUCAUAGAAUUGAAACGAGAAUUUAUCUUGCAUUAAACGAGAUAUUACCAGUCCCAAAAUAUUUUUGGAAAAUUGCUUACGAUCCGAAGAGUAGAAAAGGAAUCGCCUUUGUGAUUAAAAAUGAUCCAUUUACAGAGAUUUCCAAUAAUUUCUGUACAGAUAUUUGUACAACUGCUGGAUAUAGGAAUUCCGCUUGGAAGAGUAGAUCUGGUGGUUAUGUUUGGUGUUGUGAUGUGAAAGAAUUUAGAAACAUAGUCCAUAUACCUCCACUUAUUCUGAGUGGAAAUGGUAUACUGACAAACAAUCUGUUCAAGCUAGCUAAGGCAUUAUUCACACAGAAUGACAAUCAGUAGGUAUAGUUAUUUUUUAACAUUAUAAUAAUUAUAGUAUUGUAUAGUAUUUAUACUUAUAUCACUUGCAUAAGUAGGUAUAUAUUUAGUUGUGUUGUUAUUAGUACCAUCAAUUUCAUUUAAAGCAGACAAGCCGUAUAUAUUUAUUUAUAUUUGCCGCAAAUUUAUAUUUGAAAUUAUUGUUGUCUCAGUUGAAUUAUUUAUAGUAUUAUCUGGUAUUUUUUAAAGUGUAUACUUAUUUACUAUAGUUUUUAACUGACAAAAAGAGUAAGGGUACAAAGUUUAGGAAGAAAUAAAUUGUUGGCUUUGUAGAUACUAAUCAGUUUCAGAAAAUAAAUGAAUUAUUGUUUA